Colletotrichum orchidophilum is the source of this 438-nucleotide messenger RNA. RefSeq names its product allantoate permease. NCBI's taxonomy places the organism in Eukaryota, Fungi, Ascomycota, Sordariomycetes, Glomerellales, Glomerellaceae. The transcript is spliced from 3 exons. Bases 1 to 438 code for a protein of 145 amino acids. The record is from RefSeq and is a predicted model, not a curated record.
AUGGCUGGCAAUAAGAUAGAAAAGCCUCAACCAGAGGUUUCCGAUGCGACGGACACGGCCGAGGCGUACACUGAGAAAGCCACACUGUCCGAGCACGACUUGGAAUUGGAACAAGCAUUGGCGAACUAUGCUCCAGACUCUCCGGAAGAGAAAGCCCUUGUGCCGUAUAUCGACAGGCAGAAUAUCGCCAUUUCGCUCCCUGCGGAAAAGUCCGUCGUGGCGGUGGCCCUGGUCAGCUCCGCCGGCAAUCUCUCGGCGGUCUAUGGCGGCAGGCUCUGUCCCUCGUCGGACGGCCCCCGGUUCGUAAAGGGGUUUGCGGUCACGGGCGCCUUCACCGGCUUCGGGAACACUCUGGCGGCACUAAUUCCCCUCAUCUUCUCUCACCUUACCAAGGAAGGCAACACCAAGGUUGAGAUGGAGAUCUUGGGGCGCGAGUGA